AUGAAAAUUUUUGGAUUUUUCGCAGGCUUUGCAUUCGCAGAGAAAUGUGCGCAGAUGUGCCCGAUGAAUAUUGAGGAAGUUUGCGGCUCUGAUGGAAAUACCUACACAAACAACUGCUCUCUCGAAACCGCUGCCUGUGAGCUUAGAAAUGCGAAGACUGGAAUCAAUCUUGUGAAAGCAUACGAUGGAACAUGUGUUGACUACUCCAACUGCGAACGAGCUUGCCCAAGAAUUCUCGACCCCGUCUGUGCCAACGCUGGGGAUAACCAGAUGCGUACCUUCGGAAAUUUGUGCGAGUUUAGAAGUGAAAUCUGCGGAAAGGGAAUCAAAAGCGAAAUGGCACGAGUUAUGCACUCUGGAGAAUGCAAUCAUGAGUCUCUGUAA
Messenger RNA from Oikopleura dioica, 384 nucleotides. Lineage: Eukaryota; Metazoa; Chordata; Appendicularia; Copelata; Oikopleuridae. The record is from the annotation of a GenBank genome assembly.